Messenger RNA from Pongo pygmaeus (Bornean orangutan), 839 nucleotides. Its product is annotated as nucleolar protein 56-like. Lineage: Eukaryota; Metazoa; Chordata; Mammalia; Primates; Hominidae. Bases 1 to 738 code for a protein of 245 amino acids. The transcript is spliced from 4 exons. The record is from RefSeq and is a predicted model, not a curated record.
AUGGAAAAUAGAUGCAAAGUAAAAGUACCCCAGCCAGUAAAGGAGCUGCGAGGCGUUCUCAACGCCGCGACUACGUUGAGCAAAACGAGGGAGAUCUUGCGGGGGAAGUGUUUUCAGCUCACUUCUCCUACAGGGAAUGAGCCCUCUCGCCUAUCGCGGACACCGAGGAAACGCAGCAGAGAUGGGCACCUGGGCUGCCCAGAUCCUCUGGCAGCCUCCGUUGCUCGUUCACUUCGCUCCUCCUCCGCCUUUGCUGCCGCCGCAGCAGUCUCAAAACUGGAGCCACAACGUCCCCAAGAUGAAAUCCAUGCUGGGUUUCAGCCACGGUGCCGGCCCAGGGGCUGGCGAGGCCUGGGCGACAGAGCAUGUGAGGAGACGAGUGAAAAACCCAAAAAGAAGAAAAAGCAAAAGCCUCAGGAGGUUCCUCAGGAGAAUGGAAUGGAAGACCCAUCUAUCUCUUUCUCCAAACCCAAGAAAAAGAAAUCUUUUUCCAAGGAGGAGUUGAUGGGUAGCGAUCUUGAAGAGACCGCUGGCAGCACCAGUCUUCCCAAGAGGAAGAAGUCUUCACCCAAAGAGGAAACAGUUAAUGACCCCGAAGAGGCAGGCCCCAGAAGUGGCUUCAAGAAAAAGAGGAAAUUCUCCAAAGAGGAGCUGGUCAGCAGUGGGCCUGAAGAGGCGGCUGGCAAGAGCAGCUCCAAGAAGAAGAAAAAGUUCCAUAAAGCAUCCCAGGAAGAUUAGAAUGCAAAUGGACAUUCUCUGGGAGAUGGGGCAUACCAUAGCCCAAGGUGACAUUUCCCACCCUGUGCUGUGUUCCCCAAUAAAAACAAAUUCACAAAAAA